GUAUGAGGUUAGAUGCAGCAGAGAGGGGAGAGGGAGCAGAUAGAGGGAGAGAUAAAGAGAGAGAAAGUGAGUGUUUGCAUGUGUGUGAGAGAGCGGGGGGAGCAAAGAGGAAAAGAGAGAGAGAGAGAGAGAGAGAGAGAGAGAGAGAGCGCAAACACAAGGAUAGCAGGCUUGACAUAUACAUAUUCGCAGUGAACAAACAGAAAUCCCAAUGCCAGAGAAAGACAGACGAAGCCAGUGAGAGAAGAAGGUCACCUCUAGAGCAGUGAAGGAACGGGGGGUCAUACCUGAAGACUGAACUUUGUAAGUCUGGAAUGGGAAAUCAGGAGGUCCUACUUUAAACAGAAGAAGACAUUUUGAUGCCACACCAUUGAAAGACGACCAGGGAACACACAGCAUUACUGAGGGUCACGAUGGAGGAACUCUCCGAAAAAGAUAAAGGUCUGAUUCGGGACAGCUGGGAGAGUCUGGGGAAGAACAAGGUGCCACAUGGAAUUGUUAUGUUCACGAGGUUAUUUGAGCUGGAUCCAGCACUGCUUACUCUCUUCAACUACAGCACAAACUGUGGCGUCGCACCUGAAUGCCUCUCCAGCCCAGAGUUCCUCGAGCACGUCACCAAGGUGAUGUUAGUGAUCGAUGCUGCUGUGAGCCAUCUUGAUGACCUACAUUCAUUGGAGGACUUCUUGUUGAACCUGGGCAAGAAGCACCAGACAGUUGGGGUGAAGACUCAGUCCUUCACUUUGGUUGGAGAGUCCCUGCUUUAUAUGCUUCAGUCCAGCCUGGGUCCGGCCUACACGACACCGCUGCGCCAGGCUUGGCUCAACUUGUACAGCAUUGUGGUAUCAGCCAUGACCAGAGGCUGGGCCAAGAAUGGUGAACAUAAGUCCAACUGAGAAGGAGGUAGAUGUGAGAUUCAGACUGGAACACCCUUGAGGUCACACAAACUUCUCAAAAAUCCUUUCGAAGAGUGAGGGGCUGGGAUAUGGGACCACCAUUGUGAAAAUCAGUUCAGUUGUAUUUUGGCUUACUGAACGAUCCUAACUUUGGUAGCUUGGUUUAACUGUAGACUAAGAUUGUAGAUGGGGUUGAGGUGGAGCUUAUUGCAGGACAUAGACCAUUUUUGGUUGAAACUUCAAAAGCAAAAUUUGCUUUGUACAUACAGUAAUGACUAAGUACAUAUAUUAAUGACUUAAUGUAUUUCCUCAAACUAUCUUAAAUGACUGUCUCGAUGUGUUGAUGUUUCAUGUGAGCGUAAAACAGAGGUUUGACUAUGCACAUGUGAGCUUGGUCAACUCGAAAAAGUUUUAUUCUGAUGCCUCUCGGAAUCAAUUUAGAUAAAGGCCUUUAAAGCCACUACAAUUUUAACCCUAAAUGACACAGAAUUAAUUCUAUACUCUUGCCUGUGCUGUGUUAGUUAAAGUCUACUGUAAGUUUAGUGAUGUUCAGUAAGUUAUCUGAGCAUGAACACGAUGAUAGUGUCCAAAUGAUAGUGUCAAAGACAAUAAGCAAUCAAUAGCCAUGAUUAUUUUUGUAUUUAAUUUUUUGAAGCCAUCCAAAUGUUCAACGUGAAAUGUUUCGUUUGCCACCAUUUUUCAACCAUUAACUAUGGUUUUUUAUGGUAUUUCUGGUAUUUCUGGCGAUGAAAGUAAAUGACGAGAACUGUUACAUCUGAAAUAGCUUUUGGAAUUUUUAGACUGUUAAUUUAUGGAACCUGUGCCAUGUCAUAAGUUUACAUUUCCAUUGUAUGGGAUUACACUCGACGCACUCUACUCCAAGACUUACUUACGAAAGACUUGUGUAGACUGUUACUUCACAAAAAGUGACUGUUAUAUCAUAGUGACUAGUUGAUUUGUUCAUCUAUUUACAAUAGUCUAAAAAUGUUUAUGCUAAAUGACCCGGAAUGGGUGUUAGUGAUGAAUAAGAAUUUUAUUUCACGUUUUUUUGUAAAUUUGUUAUUUUUGGAAAAUAGUAAAUUGCAUUCGUUGGCUUAUUACAACCUUCUACGUUAAGAAAAUACACACUCUUAUCUAAGAUAAGAAUAUUUGUUGCCAUAAUUAUGAGCUAUAGAAAAACGCUAAAAGCGAUGAUAACCUUUUUGCUGCUAUUCAAUAGCUUUGUAGAAAUGUUGUUCUCUUUAUAUGAGAGAUAUUUCUACAUUUAAAUGGGUCGUGCCAAGUCUUUUAAAGUGCGUAGAGCUGUCACAUAUAUUGAAACUGCUGGUAUGUUACACUUUACAUGUUAGCUUAUAGGACAAUACCUACUUUAGGUAUAUAGCCUUUUCUGUAUAUUUAGGUGUAUGUGGAUUGAUUAUUUAAUUUUAUGUAUUGCUCAAUGGUGCACUAUAUAUUUUUUUUUGCGUAAAAUAUAUAGAUUUUAUUUUCUCUCUUUAAGACUGUUUUACAUAUGUGCCAUCUAAUGGCUUUCCAAUAACAUUAAGAUGUCUGUCUUUAUGUAAUGAUUAGCUUGUUAGUAUUGAAAACCUUUUACGAAGGUGCAAUGGUUACAACAUUUUCAAGUGAAAGUGUUCCUUUGUUUAUUGACCAUUGAAGUGUCGUGUGUGUGUUGUAUUGGCUUCUGUGCUUUUUCUCCUGAUAUUCUGUGACUGGAUUGUCUCAAUGUCUACCUCACUGAAGCAGCUGAUAUUAAACAGCGAUGUUAUGACCUGGCUCCCCAGUAACCAAAAAGUUAUAUUUCAGUUAUACUGUACAUCCUACUGUAUAUCCUCUGCCAGUCACCGAUCAAACUAGAUUCAGGAUCAGUCAAGGCUCUAUGUAAACAUGUGUUGGAAGCUUAUUUGUACUAAAUGACAGAAAUAAAUAAGAUCCUGCUCUCUUGAUCUCUUCUGGAAAUUAGUGAAUCGAGUUUGAUGGUGUGAACUAUGUGAUUGCGGAAUAACAACGUUAAACAAAAAUAAUUUUUUCAUUUUUCAUUUGCAGAGUUAAAUCUAAAUCAGUUCAUGUAACAAAGUUCAAUUAUAUUCCAUUAAUUAUAUCAGCUCUAUGUCAUGAGGACCCUGUCUCUUGAAGAUUAUCCUUAUAUAACACUGGCACACUGGCUUGAAGAAAAAAGAAACAGCAUUUGUCUUAUGUUAUUGCUCACAAUGUCCCAGAUCUACUAAUCAGGAGGUUAUGAAGAAAUACUCUUCACGCCUUUGCACUCUCUGAUGUGACAUUGUCAGAGUGGAUAAGAUGGAGGAAAACUCCAGAAGCGAGAGCUGCUCACUGGGUUUGUGGAUUCAAUUACACUGCAUUAUUGUAAAUGUCUUGAAGGUUGACUGUCAAGCCUAGGCACAUUCUGCCUCACUUAUAAGAAGAAAAAUACGCCUCCACAAAUAUUAGUGUCUAUCCACCACUGCUAUAUAAAUGUUUUUGUUUGUGGAAUUUAUGAGGUUCCUAUUUGAAAUUUAUAUGAUUCCAAAUGUACAAUUAUGAAUAUUUCUAAGAAUACCAAAGAAUAGAAGCCACAAAUACUUGUUCUAUAUCUGCCCCAAAAGCUAAAUAAAGUGUCAAAUUGAGAGACAGUGAGAGACUGGGAGAGAGACAGGGAUAAUAAUAAAAGGCGCAAUAAUAAUACAAACAAUACAGACUAGAGAUCAUUAUUUUUAGAAAGUCUGCAAUGUGUUGGAUGCAGGGCAUUGGAAGUCACCAUGGCAACCAAGACAAGCACAUUGAGAGAGUGUGUGGAGAGUUUGUAUUUUGAGACUCAGACAGUAGAGAAGAGUUGAGGACCAGAGAGUCCUGGACUGGGACUUUGGGAUCUUUUUAAGUGUUGACUGCAUUGAGUUCUCAUUUCCUUGUCACAGUGUUCUGGUUUAUUCAAAAUAUAUUAAAAAAUUACAAAUCUACAGUAUCUGCACAAUAUCUGGCCAAUUGAAAUCCAUAUUUGGUUACACUUUAGUUUAGGCACCAUUUCUCAAUUUUAACUUAUUAACUUUUGCCUAAAAAAACAAAAAUCAUAAUUUUCUGCUUAUUAAAAGUUAAUUGUUAGGUUUAGGAAUGGGAUAGGAUUCAGAGAUAUAAUAUAUGUUCAUGCAAAAUAAGGUAUUAAUAUGUGCUUUACUAAUAAACAUGCAAAAUGCUAGUAAUAUGCAUGCUAAAAAUCAACUAGUCAAUAGUGAGAAUUGGUCCCUAAACUAUUUUAUAUAACUAACAAUAUAUGUUGCCCUAUAUUGAUAUUAAAAUAGAAUGUCUUGGAAUAGAGUAAUAGAUCACCCAAAAUUUGCAUGGGGCCAGAAGAUUUGGAAAAUAACGCACAGGGUGUUCCAAACUUCUCAUGUUAGGACCCACAGAGAUACAACCACAAGACCCACCAAAAACACUUUGAAGUGAAAUGUGACAAAAAGGAUAACAAAUCCUUUUUUGGUCUGUCUCUGUUUUAUUUUCCUUGUCAUACUUCAUUGGGUCAGCCUACUUAUCCAUUUGCAUUAUCAUGAGGAUAUGUUAAGCUAAAAAUGAGAAGAAGAAAAAUACAUGAAUUUGAAGUAAAGGAUACAAAUUAAGAUACAUACAAUAUAUAGCUAUGAAAUUAAAAUAAUUUAUAGAUGGACAAUAUAUUAUUGCUUUCUUGAUGGCACAUCAAGUAAGUGCAGGCUAAUGGCUUUUUUUAAAUAAACAAUACACUGGCUUUAAACUUAAAAUUAUGUGAGUGAGUCAUCUGUUGAUUCAGUAGAUGCUCUGAAUGAUUCAGUACAGUUCAUUCAAGUGAAGUAUUCGUCAGAAAGAUUCAUCAGAGGUUUAAACGACAACGAUAUACCAAAAAUGCUAAUGUUUUUCCAUUGCUUUUGCAAAGGUUAGUGUACAGACAGCAACGCUUUCAAAACGAUCCCUGUUCACACAGAUCCUCGCAAACAACUACAUUUUCUGUUUUGUAUGCCAGGCCAGUAGUUGGCGCUGUCACUAUUUAAAGAAGCACUAAAGGCCCGCUCACACCAAGAACGAUAGCUAUAAGGAUAACUAUAAAGAUAACGAUAUUAAGCGUCCACACCAGUGAACAAUAUUGUCUGUGUAUUCUAAGCGGAAUGCUUUUAACUUCUCGAGCUCAUUACAGCAGGAUUGAUUCUGAUUGGUUGGCAAUGUUUUUAUCAUUCAUCAGAAAAAAAAAUGUUCUGAAAGUGAUUCCAACGAUAUCGUUUCUCUGUGCCGUUAUCGUUAUAGUUGCGGUGUGGACUCCGCUAUUCUUUAAUAUUGAGAACAAUUUUUAGAACUAUAUCUUUAUUGUUAGCUUUAUAGUUAGCGUGCUUGGUGUGAACGGCCCUUUAGCCUGCUCACAUAAUGAGUGUAGUUUAAACGACCAAAUAACAUGAAACGUUUUCCACUUUUAGUUGAAAAUGGUGUCAUGUAAACACCCCCUGAUUCAAUCCAGUGGCUGCAUCCGAAACGGCAUACUCUCUGAGCAGGUACUUCAAUCUUUGAGUGAAUGAGCUACUUAUCACCUUGUGGUAACCGAGAUUAAAGUUUGAAUUUAAAACGGAACAUUCCAACUUUCAAAAGCUAACUGUAACAGUUGUGGAUUACUGUAGGUUCAGUAGCUGUGUGGUUCGUUCCACACCUUCCACGAGGAGUUGGUGGCACCUUACUGUACAUGUCAGUCUCUGGUGUUGAUGUUCCCUCUUCUAAUGAGAGUCCUUCUGUGACACAGCCUCUGCCAAAGUCUUCACACCUCUCCUCGACAUCUCCACUAGUUCCCCUCAGGAUCCCACUAAUGACAGGAAAUACAAGACUGCACGCAGCAAGCGGUCAGAUGGUUAUCAAAUACUCUCUGCACAUUUAAAGUUGUCAUGGUGUGUUUGCCAAGAAAACUGCAACAGACUGUAACAGUAAUUCCCAGAAAGAGUUCACACCACACAUUCAUGCCAAAACUGAAAAGCAGUGUGUUUUGACACAUCCGGGACAAGUUGAAAAUGACAUUACUUUUAUAGUUAUUAAGGGCGACAAAUCAUGGGCGUUUCUUACUCUUUUGAAAUAAAAAUGUUUGAUGUAGAAAACUUUGUCAUGAAAUACUCACAAAGCAAGGUUUUCUUCCUAGUCCAUUCGUACCGUUUAUGGAAAUUAAGCUGUUAAAAAGGGUCAUUCAUAAUAAAUCAUAAUCAUCACAAUUAUGAAGUCACAACCAUGACCGUGUUAACAUUACCAUUAAUAUUUACUUCAUCACAUUUUGUAUUCAGCAACAUGGCUCACAAUAUUAAAGGGAUAGUUCAUGUGAAAAUGAAGAUUUGGCCAUCAUUUAAUCAAUUCAUUUACAUUUACCGUCAGUGUUGAGGGAAACGCAUUACAAGUAAUCUGAGUUAUGUAAUCAGAUUACUUUUUUCAAGGAACUAGUAAAGUAACGCAUUCAUUUAAAAGAAAAUAUCUUAAAUAACUUUUUCAAAACAGCAACCUCAGUUACUUUGUUUUCACAUUUAUUGACUGACAAAUCUCCUGUCCCCAAAUUGGGAGAAAUCAGAGGUACAGAAGUGUUGUGUGCACUGUGUAAACAUGAUGUAGUUCAAGACUGAAUGUGAAUGUGCAUUCAUUCUUCCCACUCGCAAAAAAAAAAAAAAGAAAGAAAGAAUUAGUAUUAAUCAAAAUGAAUUAAAACAGUAAAACAAAAACUCAGAAUAAGUUGCAAACCUGCAAUAAUUAAAUAUGUUAACACAAAUGUAUCUAAUCCCAUUUUAUUAACUAAUUUCUUUGCUGCUGACCUUUGAUGAUCCAGUUCAACCAUACUAAU
Carassius gibelio (silver crucian carp) is the source of this 6708-nucleotide messenger RNA. Its product is annotated as neuroglobin. Gene Ontology annotation, molecular function: heme binding; oxygen binding. The record is from RefSeq and is a predicted model, not a curated record. NCBI's taxonomy places the organism in Eukaryota, Metazoa, Chordata, Actinopteri, Cypriniformes, Cyprinidae. The transcript has 5 exons. Bases 414 to 893 code for a protein of 159 amino acids.